This is a messenger RNA of Umbelopsis ramanniana AG, 1008 nucleotides long. RefSeq lists its product as uncharacterized. The coding region runs from base 33 to 944 and encodes 303 amino acids. The record is from RefSeq and is a predicted model, not a curated record. The transcript has 6 exons. NCBI's taxonomy places the organism in Eukaryota, Fungi, Mucoromycota, Umbelopsidomycetes, Umbelopsidales, Umbelopsidaceae.
CUAUGAGCGAAAUUUAAGCUUGAUGUUCAACAAUGGAGCAGACCGAUCUCAAAGAUAAGAGAGACAACGAAACAGAGACAUUAGAAGUAUUACAAAAGACUGUUCAGCAGAUCGAGCACUCAUUCAGUACUGUGUAUUCCACGCUUUCAAGAAAUUUUCAACAAAGUUUAAGCAUGGUACAAGGCAUGACUUCGACAUUAGAACACGUAUUGAAGACUAGCAUCAAAAUAGGUACAAAAGUCGACAUAUCAAAAGAUGAAGAUGCAUGCCCAAUUAUCAGCAUAACUGUAUUCAACGCCAGUCAGUUCCCCAUGAAAUCUCUAUCAGCAGAUAUUCAAUUUGUACCAGUGCAAAGCGACUCUGACGGUACGGUCACCUUCAACAGUGUAUCGUCAAACCAUCAAUCAAAGAAUGUAUCAACGUCCACCAAAUCACUCUUUGAUGGAGAUUCGGAGCUUUUGCCUGAAGAAAGACUUCUUGAAAUCAUCGCCGUUCGACCGUCAUCUUUGGCACAGUAUAAUGGUCAUAUCACUGUCAGCAUUCUUAGUCCUGGAACGGGACAAAAACUUCAAGCGUAUCAUAAAUUUGGCUUAUACAUCAUAGAUCAGCUCAAGAAAACGAUCCAUUUACCUGAUGAACACAAAUCAAUUCCCCGCGUAAACAAAGUGAUCAAUCCUCAACAUCGCGUAGAGAAGUUGUACGAAUUGACGUUUUUUAGAAGAAUAAUGGGAUUUAGUCCAGCGCAAGGAAUAGCCCCUGGGAUCACAAUCGAAUUCGCGCAUGGAUCGAGUAACAUCAAGAUUGAGUGUCAUAUGAUUGCUUUGAAUGAUGAUAGCACCAAAGCAAGUUGUUUGUUUGAAUAUUAUGGCGAUGGUCCAUCUGGGACUGCGAUGGCAACACUUUUGUCAGAGCUUGACAUUUUAGAAAGCUUGGAACGUGUAUAAAGUCUUUGCAUCAAAGCGAUUGUAAUAUACUUUUCUUUCGGUUUAUUAUUAUUAUUCCAUGUAU